Messenger RNA from Annulohypoxylon maeteangense, 5373 nucleotides. RefSeq names its product AAA-domain-containing protein. The coding region runs from base 77 to 5035 and encodes 1652 amino acids. Gene Ontology annotation, biological process: positive regulation of transcription by RNA polymerase II. Gene Ontology annotation, molecular function: chromatin binding; ATP hydrolysis activity; ATP binding. Gene Ontology annotation, cellular component: nucleus. The record is from RefSeq and is a predicted model, not a curated record. The transcript is spliced from 3 exons. Lineage: Eukaryota; Fungi; Ascomycota; Sordariomycetes; Xylariales; Hypoxylaceae.
UGCAAUCCUAGAUCCUCCCUGCUAACACUACCAACUUUGAAGUCUUUGAUACUUUGCCUGAAGGCCCCCCUUCAAUAUGGCUGGUAAACGAAAGAGAGAUCUUCUGGAUUUCGAUCCCAACAAAUCCGAUUCUGAUGAUGAGAACUUUGAGCCCGACAUCGAUCGCCCACGCUCACAGAAGAAAACGCGUGCGCAUAGAGCGAAUAAACCCAUUUCUCGUAAAAAGGGUAGAUAUCGGGGUUCCGAUAUUGAGGACGAUGAAGAACUUGAUGAUAGUGAUCAAGAGAAUUCAUUUGCGGAAGAUGAUGAGGACGAGCCUGAACCUCCUAUAAACGAAACCACCGGCCGUCGUAUUAGAAAGGCGGCUACCAAACACCAAAGUUACAAGGAAAGCUCAGAAGAUGAAGAUGAAGAAUUAAUUCGCGACUCGAACGAGGAGAAGGAUGACCUUAUUAAAGAACCUCCUAAGAAGUCACCCCGCCAGAGGAAGCUGAUAACCCUUCGGGUUCCCCAGUCUGCACGAAAGACGCGUGCCGCCUCUAAUGCGAACCCUCCUCCGAUCGGGAUUAGAAGGAGUACCCGGGCUCGUACGGUUGACGAAGAUGAUGCUGACUUAGUCGAGCUAUCGAAUUCUGGAAGACAUGCAAGACCAGCUCGUGGAUCCAAGAGCAGGAGCCCCGAAACUUUCAGUCGGAUUAGUCGGCCAACUCGAAGUGGCAAAGGCAUUAAGCAGACAAUACCCACCGUAGUAGAGGCUGAUACCCAAGAAGAAAACCCGCCUCCCGAGGCCGAGAUUGUCGAAGAUCCCAUCGUCCAAGAUGCUACAGUGCCUGAGGAAAAUGUACCCGGGCACCCGGAGGCUGAUGCUGACGCGGAUGCCGACGCGGAUGCGGAUGCGGAUGAAGACGCUGCCCACGACCACGAGGAGCCCAUUGAAACGGUAGAAGCUAACGACCGCAUGGAUGUGGACGAGGAGGAUGAAGAUGAUGUUGCUCCCGUUUCGCGCAAAACACGUGGUACGAGAGCUAACCAAUUGACGGCCGCUACCGAGAAUGUUGCCAUUGAGGAUGAAAGUCCAGUGAAGCGAACGCGCCGACUAACCCGUAAGUCUCGGCUGGGAAAGUCGCUCAAAGAGCCUAGCAGUGACUUUGAGCCCGGUAAUGAUUCUGAAGACGAGAACAUGUCCGGCUCCGAGACUCACAAGAAUGAUCUGGGUGGCGGCGAUGACGAGAACUCGAGUCCUAGUGCCCGCGGUCGGAGAUCGUCGAGAGGGAAGGGGAGAAGAUCUGCAAGAAGGUCUCAACGACGUAACGAGUCUGGAGACGAAGAUGAAGUUGACGGGGAUGAAGUGGCGGAAGAACUUGCAGAUCUGACCCAGGAUUCUCGUACACGUAGGACGCGUCGUCGCUCACCUGAAAUACUCUUCGAUAGUAGAGAAGCAACGAGGCGCCGUAGAGGCCAGCCGGUGAACUACGCGAUAGCGCCGCUCAAUAGCAUCCCGUUCGAACAAGAAGAAGACAACGACGAUGCAGCUGCAACAACAAAUCGUCGUCGUGGACGCGGUAAUGGGGGAGGCGGCUGGGACCAUAACCUCCAUACAGUUGCUGGCGCCUUAGGCGGCGUUGGUCUUAAUGGCGCACUGCUCGGCGGACCUUGGGGAACCGGCGCAGCGGGUGGUGCCGAUUCCGACAGCAGCGACGAUGAAAUGAACUUCCGCUCGGAUGUAGGAGGAAUGGCAGGCAUGACGCCAACUUCCGCGGCUCCUAACCUAGGGCCAUCACAUGGAAAUAGGGAGAGUGGUGGUCUCAUGGCAGCGCCUACACUAAAUGUUGGCAAGAUUAAGAAUUCGAAAGCCCUGGCCGAUGCUGACCCACUGGGUGUUGAUAUGAACGUCGACUUCACCCAAGUUGGUGGCUUACAAGGUCAUAUCGAGCAACUCAAAGAGAUGGUACAAUUACCUCUCCUUUACCCAGAACUUUUCUCCAAAUUCCAUGUUACCCCGCCGAGAGGUGUGUUAUUCCAUGGCCCUCCGGGAACAGGAAAGACGUUACUUGCUCGGGCUCUUGCAAAUAGCGUUGGUAUCGGUGGUAAGAAAAUUACGUUUUAUAUGCGUAAGGGUGCCGAUGCGCUGAGCAAAUGGGUCGGUGAAGCCGAGAAGCAAUUGCGGCUUCUCUUUGAGGAAGCUAGGAAGACGCAACCUAGUAUUAUCUUCUUUGAUGAGAUUGAUGGACUUGCACCAGUCCGCUCCAGCAAGCAAGAGCAGAUCCAUGCGUCGAUAGUGUCUACCCUGCUCGCUCUGAUGGAUGGAAUGGACGGUCGCGGUCAAGUAAUCGUAAUUGGCGCUACCAAUAGGCCAGACAGUGUGGACCCUGCUCUGCGUCGCCCAGGACGGUUCGAUCGAGAAUUCUAUUUUCCUUUGCCUGAUGUUGACGGCCGCAAGUCAAUCAUCGAUAUCCAUACCAAAGAUUGGGGUCUUUCUGACCAAUUCAAGCUGUCUCUGGCCAGAGAUACGAAGGGUUACGGUGGUGCCGACCUACGUGCUAUGUGCACUGAGGCGGCCAUCAACGCGAUUCAGAGAUCGUACCCUCAGAUCUAUUCGUCGAAGGAGAAACUUAUUGUUGACCCAAGCAAGAUAGACGUGCACAUGACCGACUUUAUGCUGUCGAAGAACAAAAUUGUGCCCUCUUCAGAAAGGUCUGCAACUUCCGGGGCAGCUCCGUUCCCCAAGCCCGUCGAACCGCUCCUGCGAGACCAGUUCAAGACUAUCACCGACUCUUUAGAUAGUGUAUUGCCUCGUAAGAAGAAGGUGACGGCGCUGGAUGAGGCUAUGUUUGAACCUUACGAUGACGAGGACUUUGGGUUCAGCCGGGAGGCCUUGCAACGGGAGUUCCACCAAUUUCGUGUCUAUCGUCCGCGACUUUUGAUUUGCGGUUCUCAGGGAAUGGGUCAAGUUUAUAUUGGCGCUGCCAUCCUUCACUAUCUCGAAGGUGUUCAUAUACAGAACUUCGACCUACCAAACAUACUCGGUCAAAAUAUGUCCCCUGAACAAGUGCUUUUCGGACUUUUCGCUGAAGCUAGACGACAGAAGCCGAGCGUCAUCUUCAUUCCGAACGUUGAUAUAUGGUAUGAAGCGUUAGCUGGAUCUACGGCCUUGACUGCGUUCAUGUCCAUGCUUAGGACGAUAUCACCUACCGAUUCCAUCAUGGUCGUGGGAAUUGCGGAAACCGAAUUGAAGCAUAUUAGUCCCGAUUUGAAGCACGAUCUCUUUGGGUUGUCGAACUCGAACUUCGUAGAGAUUGCCCGUCCACAUGAGGCAAACCGCCAGGAAUACUUCAGCAGGAUAUUGGAGCAUAUCCAAAGAUACCCUAAGGACUUCCCUGAUCCUGCUAACAGAAAGAAGAGAGUCCUAGAAGUGCUUCCCGUGGCCCCGCCGCCACCGUCCAAGCAGCUCACACUUGAAGAGAUCAACGCUGAGAAUCUACAAUAUCGACGAAACCUCAAUUUGUUGAAAGUUCAUCUGCUGCCUAUUAUGGAUCAGAUCAAGCGCAAGUACCGCUUGUUCCGUAAUCCAGUCAUACCGCAGUCAAAGUACCAAUACCUCUUUGAUGAGGCAGAUCCUAACUAUGUUAGACCUGAUGUAUCUAACGCACCGCCACGCCCUUAUGAGCUUGGUAAGGACCCUGAAGGGACUCCAGGACUUAUCGACACUGCGACAAACAAGUUCUUGUACAAUCUUGAUAUCGUCACAAUUGAGACAAGACUUGCUAAUACGUUCUACAUUACCCCGGAGGCAUUUUUGAAGGAUGUAAGAUCUUUCGUAGCUGAUUCCGAAACCCUUGGCGACCAUGCUACCUACAUCAAGGCAAAUGAGAUGUAUGUCAACGUUGAGGUAGACGUAACAAACACCGCCGAGAAUCUUCGUGCUAGAUAUGAUUUUGAAGGGGAUUGGAAGAGAGAGUUGUUCCGACAGAGGGAGUACAAACGAAUUCAGAAGUCCCUCAGGAAACAGGCACAAUCCAAUUCGGGCCAUUCCCAGCCUAAUACCACUAACGGUGCAGAUCCUCCACUCAGCGGUCAUCCGCCGAAGUUACAGCGAUUGCAUACAACAGCCGGGUUCGAAGUCAUAAAAGAAUCUGUCACUAAUGGUGAGGGCUUACCACCUCCGCCUGCCGCGAAUGGGACAUCUGUGCCAUCUCGAGCGGUAGGUGAAGAUGUUCAUAUGACUGGGGCUAAUAGCCCGGUUGCCGGUGGCCAAAAUUUCGUCAUGCAGCCAUUGUCACAGCAGUCUCGCAUGGAAGCACCUCGAUCUCUCUAUACCUCGAGAACAUCCACAGGAGGAAAUAUGGAAGCACCAUCCUUUCAAACCCCUAUGCGGAUGGGUGCGGGAGGAACAAGUCGGAUGUCGCAGGUCUCGGCUGUGCAAUCCCUCCCGGCCGGGGUAUCGCCUUCAGCGUUCGUAAACGAUGCGUCAACUACCAAGACGUCGGACCCUUCCACUCGAUCCUCCAACUUCAGUACACAGGCAACCAACGGCAACAACCACGACCAGUCUAGCAUUCCUGAUACUCAAUCGGUCUCCAGCCAACUCACAUUCGGUGAUGCGUGGGCUCACUCGCAAGCUCAGGCCAUGGCGCAAGGAAUUAUGCACCAACCCGGAUCAUUCCAGGGGCCUCGUGUUCAAGCAUCUCCAGCAGGCAAUAGAUCAUAUGCCCCUAGCUCGGUAAACCUGCUAAAUGAUCCGACUCCAGAAGAUCCGUCUCAAUCUAUAUCGCAGCGUCAAUCAGGUACCUCUGCCUCGCAACAGGUGGAGGUAGAUGAGGGAUCGGCCCGGUUUUUCCUCGAGCGAGUUACCGAGCGCACGUCGGACUGUACAAUUGAACAGCUUCAACAGAUCUAUCGUGAGAUGAUGGUCGAGCUUUGGAACACCCGAGGAGAGAAUAAUCGUGCGAGAGUGCUCACUUCGAUCACCCGCAUUUUCAACGACGCAAUUAAUGACAUCGAAUCGAUCCAGGGAAUAUACCAUUCAAGCCAAUGAGUUCCUAGAAUGAACUGCAUUGGAAUUGCGGGAAAUGAGGGCGGCUCAUAGUUAUCGCUAGGGAGCUAAUGUAAUUAUAAAUAAAUAGCUAGGGGCGUGAGAGCCCAAUGGUUUCGCGAUGGCUUUAGGACACAGGGAACAUUUGCAGGAAGGCAGGCUAGCUUAACAGUCACGGUCACGGCCUCAAUGCAGGAAACGUUUAUAACUUGCUGGCUUGGGAAGGUUUGGCUCGCGCCCCCUUUCUUCAUAAGUGUGCAUCUUCGGUAGGAUUUUUACCUUACCUAGGCAGGAAUUGGCUCUGGUCAUAAACAAAAUAUGAGAGCUUUUGCUGUGGGUGA